Messenger RNA from Trametes versicolor FP-101664 SS1, 753 nucleotides. RefSeq lists its product as uncharacterized. The record is from RefSeq and is a predicted model, not a curated record. NCBI's taxonomy places the organism in Eukaryota, Fungi, Basidiomycota, Agaricomycetes, Polyporales, Polyporaceae. The transcript is spliced from 3 exons. The coding region runs from base 1 to 753 and encodes 250 amino acids.
AUGUCCCACCCCACGGAACCAGACGCACUACAGCAAGCAUGCAUGGCGCUCGACGCCUAUGAUCUCGCUCAACUCCCGCCUACGCCGACCUGGGGUGCGCAGAGAGACGCGCACUCGGUGAACUCGGAGAGGGCAGACUACCCCUGGGGAGAGCCAGAGCACCUGCCAUUCCCCCAGGUCGAGGUUCUUACGCUGAACGAGCCCACGCCAGAGGGCAAGGUCAGAUUCCAGGUAGUGACGAGACAGCCCGUAGAGGGGCUGUUGAAGUGCAACGGCGACAACGACGUCAACGUUGACCUGCACUUGCUCGUGCGUGGCGAGACCGGUGGACUGCGCAGCACUUCGAUCGAGUUCCCCCGGAGUCUGGCAGAGGUACGGGGCGCACGCGACGAGACGUGGCUCGAGGAAUUCGAGCGCGUACUCGAUUGGUUCCCGGAAAUGGACGCCGAACAGCGCCAAGUCCUCCUGGAGACGGUCUACAUCUACGAUUGGUUUCAUCGCGCCGAAAUGAACGACGAACUGGGCAUCGUUUGGAGGGACUUUCAAGGCGCGCGAACCAGUGCUCUGUUAGGAAGCUGGUUUUCGCCUGUUCGCGCGGAGGAGAUACUGAGUUGGCUGAUUGAAUGGGCGCAGACGAGGAUCCCGUCCACCUUCCCCGUUCAGGCAGACGGCUCGGUGCAAUCCAGCGACGUCGCGGACACGGACGAUAUCGCCCUUGGUGAGCAAGUACCCCGGGCACAAGAUGGCCACUGA